Closterium sp. NIES-67 is the source of this 4025-nucleotide messenger RNA. The record is from the annotation of a GenBank genome assembly. NCBI's taxonomy places the organism in Eukaryota, Viridiplantae, Streptophyta, Zygnematophyceae, Desmidiales, Closteriaceae.
AAUCAGAGCGGACUGCGAGGAACAGCUGAUUACAGAAACAUGAGUUGAGGCUCGAGACUUUAGUUCCGAGUCGAAGAUCUGACCAGGAGUUAGCAGUAGGCGGAGAGGUUGGGCCGCUAGCCAAGAGCAACUUUAGUGCCCUAAAGGAUACGGACGCGCCAGUUAAGUUCCUGGGGUCCGAUGCUUUAGCUACGCCGUGCAAAUCCGCGCAUGUAGUUAUGCGGCAUAGUGCUAAGGUCGGGUCACCACGGAUUCGCCAUGGCGACCCCGGUUACCAGCUUCCAAACGCCUGAGUCUACCUAGCUGCAACGAAGCGGUGCUAGUAAUCACAUUGUCGCGCAACCUAGGACUCGGAGCGUUUCCACUCGUUGGUUGAAGAGUAAAACCUUUUCGCGCUUUUCCUUCGUCUCUCUCGAAUUAUAACGCUUAAUACCUUGAUGGGUGCGAGUGCGACAAAAGAGGCAGUCACAGCGCGCGCAGCACCGUGUGCCCCGCGCAGUUGUCACAGCCAUAGGCGCUCGCUCGCCGAAUCAGCAAGCCGUGACGAUCCCAGUGGUAGACCGCGAUACGACUCUGAUGAUGACACGUGUCGCGCUGCCCACCGACGGAUCGGCUCCGCCCAAGCCGGCGGAAGUGGCGGAAGUGGUACCAACAGCCCGACGCGGAAUGACGGCGGGGGCCCUCGGCUGCGCGACGUGGGGCGGGACGCAAUGGUGUGGCGCGACGAUUCGUGCCUCGUUGACCCUUCCCUGACGUGCUUCGGCGGAGCCUGGACGGGUGCAUUCUCCCGCCGUUCCUCGCCCUACAGCAGCCGGCGCGGCGGGCGGCAAGGCGAUUCGUUCGUCGGCCCGACGGGCGUGGGCGGAACGAUGGGCGAGGGGGGCCUUGGGGUUGGCGCAAUCAGCCAGCUGAAGGGCGCGCUUCGCGGGGGAAGCAGCCGAUGCGAGGGAUGCGAUCUCUCCGCUCUCCAUGUCGCGGAGGCGACUGCUGCGAGAUUGCGGUCGGCGGGAGCAACGAUGGGCGGAGCGAUGGGCGGAACGAUCAGCGGCACGAUCGGCGCUAGGAGGAGUAUAGACGAUGGUCAGGGGAAUGCGGGGGCGAGUGGGCGGAGCGUUGGCUCGAGCAGCCGCGCAAGCAGCGGCAGAAGCAGCGGGAGAGGAAGUGGCAGUGGGGGAAGCAGUGGGGGAAGCAGCGGCAGCACCAGCGCGCUGGACACGCCUGUCAUACUGACUCGCUCCGCCUCCUCCCCAUCGCUCACCACCUGCUCCUUCCCAAAUUCCUCCCCCUCUCCCCUCCCCCUCAUGUCCGCCGCCUCACCUCUCCGCUCCCCCUCGCCGUUGGCCUCUCCUCGCUCCCCAUCCCCAUGCGCGCGUUCCACCCGCCCUUAUUCCGCCUGCGCGCAUUCAGCACGAGCCCCAACUCCUUCGGAAGAAUCCCCUUCGCCCUCCCCGCCGUCCCCCGCAGGCGCGCAUCCGUCGUGUCUCGGCGCCUACCGCCUGCUGCCGAGGGCUCGCGCGCGCAUUAAGAUCGCGACAAGAUCUGCCGCCAUACGGGGAAGCGGGGGGAGGGGGGAGACUCUCCCUGGGGGGCAGGCGGGAAGGAUUGGACGCGAUUUGGGGGAUGAGGGGUCAGGCGGAGCGGGCGGAGGGGAGGAGAGGCUAGGCGGAAUUCUGUGUGCAACGGAGGGCUGCUUAUUUGCGGAAAGGCAGUUGUGGGCGGCGAGUGGGCGGAGCACUGAAGGUGUGGGCGACGGAGAAGUGGGCAGGAGAGGGGGAGGCGGGAGAAGUCAUUGGGACGGAGAGAGAGACAAGUGGUUGGCCAGGCGAGUCGUGGGAGGGAGUGUGCGAUUCAUGGGCGACCAUGUGCGAUCGCUGGGCAACAGCUGGGCAGGCGGUCGCUGGGGUGGAGAUGAGGUGAAAGCGAGCAGCCAAGAAAGGGUGCAUCAGGUGCGGCGACCAACCAUUCCGUGCAUUCCGGGUUAUUCGCCUCAUACUGCGUUCAGAUGCCACGCUUCUGGUAGUAAUAGUAGCACUGGUGCUGGUGCUGGUGCUGGUGCUGGUGCUGGUGCUGAUGCUGGUGCUGGUGUGGCUGGUGUUCUCCCUAGCGGCAAGCCACCUUCAUGCCCACCGAUUGUUGUUGACAGGACGGCCAUGAAUACCAGCAGAACCAGCAGCAGCAGCAGCACUCUUGCCCUCCCAUUGUCCAACGCAACCACUAGCCCUACCCGCACUAGACUCAGCAGCAGCAGUGGUAGCAGUGGCAACGGCAGGGCAGCCGUGACACACUCCAGACCACCACGCAUCCCAGAGCUCUCGGCAGUAGCAGCAGUAGUAGCAGCAGCAGCAGCAGCAGCAGCAGGAGCUGGAGAAGGUGGAGGAGGAGGAGGAGGAGGAGGAGGAGGAGGAGGAGGAGGAGGAGGAGGAGGAGGAGGAGGAGGAGGAGGAGGAGGAGGAGGAGGAGGAGGAGGAGGAGGAGGAGGAGGAGGAGGAGGAGGAGGAGGAGGAGGAGGAGGAGGAGGAGGGAGGAGGAGGAGGAGGAGGAGGAGGAGGAGGAGGAGGAGGAGGAGGAGGAGGAGGAGGAGGAGGAGGAGGAGGAGGAGGAGGAGGAGGAGGAGGAGGAGGAGGAGGAGGAGGAGGAGGGAGGAGGAGGAGGAGGAGGAGGAGGAGGAGGAGGAGGAGGAGAGGGAAAAGGAGCAGCAGCAAGAGCAGCACGAGCAGCAAGAGCAGCAGGCGCAGCAGGAGCGCCGGCACAGGGAACAGGACCCCUCCAGUGGUACCAGAGAAGGUACACCCUAGGGCUCAUUCCUGCCUCGUCUUGCUACAAAUGCUCCAGCCUGCACUCAACCAGUGAGACUGGCUCGUCUAGCCUCGAGACCCAUGGUGGUGGCGGUGGUGGUGGUGGCAUGGAGGUGGGACGAAGCUCCCCUGAAUCUACAAGUGCUGACGGAGCGAGGAGUGAUGGCGAAAGACAGGGCGAGGCGAGGGAAGGGAGAGGGUACAGACAGGGGAACGGAUACUGCCAUAGGGAGGUGCGGUGGUGUGGCGAGCAAGGGGAGCAGGAGGGCCGUGUGGGGGAUGAGGUGGUCAAUGAAGUGCACCGGUGUGGCGAGGAGUGUUGCUCUCAUGUACAGAGGCUGGAUUCUGCUGUGGGUUCUACCAUGGGCCCCCAUUCCCUGUCACUGGCGCUGCACUCCUGCUGCUCCUCGCCUCCCCCGUUCUCUCCAUUGGUGCACCUCUGUCAGCCUAGUAUGCGCCGUCGGCCUGGUCGAAUUCAGCGGUCUAGAUCGUCUCAGGGGCAUAGAUAUGAAGGAUACACAUUGGGAAAGGGAGGGGGUGCUUGGGCGGUGGGUGGGGAGGAGAGGGAUGAGGAGGAGGAGCAGCAGACAGAGGAAGGGUGGGAUGAGGAAGAGGAGGAGGAAUGGUGGUUGCAUCAACCGCGGCCGCAGACCCCCCUGAUGCUGCUGGAGUGGCAGGAUAUGGUGGUGGGGGAAAUGGGAGACGAGGAGAAGGAGGACGUGGGGUUCUGGACAAGUGGAUGGGCAGGGGGUGGGGGUGCUGGUGGUGGCGGUGCAGGAGGGCGGAGGGGGGAGAGUGGGAGUGAAUGGGGCGACGGGACUGAGAACUGGAGGGAAGGCAGCAUGGACUGUGAAGUGGUGGAGGAUGAAUGAGAGCUGCUAAGGGAGUGAUGUGCGGUCAAGAAGCGCUGCUUUAAAGAAAACGGCCUGAGAAAAAGGAAGGGAUGGGUGACUGGUCCAACCAAGUGAUUGAUCCAAGUUGUUAUGCACCUCUGGUCUGGACAAAAUCAGGAUGUGCCCAUCCAGCACCAAGAUAUUUAGCGCGCCCUUUGAUAUAGGACACGAAUAGGAGGCUAGGUAAAGGCCACACGCGUGAUCUACCCUUGGUUCUGUGGCACUGGUCUGGCGUAAUACUGACAAAAAACAAGGUUGAGUGCGGUUCUGAGCUUCUUGUGAUAUGAUAUGAAAACUUGGCUGCAGCAUGCGCUCUUUAUGCAUCAAUUAAGUUUUA